AUGUAUGUCAUCUAUGGUGGACGCCUAGAGAACGUAUUUGAUAGUCAAGUGCUUGACUCCUACUUGAUGACAUUUUUCACCAGUGAAAAAGUUACUGGCCGCUCUGGCCAAUCUCUUGCCAGAGGUGUAGAACUACCAGUUUUGGAUAAUAUCAGGGAUUAUCAAAAAUUCAUCACUACUGCGGUACCUGCAGAAGACGAUCCAGUUCUUUUUGGACUUCCAGUAAAUAUCAAAUUUUCAUGGGAAUUGACAGAAGCUGAGAAUACAAUAGCCAGAAUACGAAGCGCAGUGACAACGGGUGCUGGUAAUGAUCGCAACAGCUGGGCCGAAUCCUGCACGCCAAUAUUACAUUUGUGGAAAAGGCUUUGUCAAGGAAGUGAUCUUCACAGCAGACAGGUGCCCAUUUCGAAAGAAUCUUCAGAUCCGAUUGCUGAAGUCAUAUCAUUAGAGUAUAUCCAUGCAAUCAGACUCGUGCAAAAACUCCACGCUAGCCUUACAAUGGUAAGUAAAAGUAUACGUGGAACGGUAACACCGGAUAAGAUUACCCUGGAAGUGAUUAACAGCUUACAGCUGCACCAGACACCAGAUCAUUGGCGCGACCUGUGGCUAGGGCCAAAAGAGCCAGCCGAAUUUUUGUCUACGCUAAUUUACAAGGCAAAGUCUGUACAAGAACUGGUGCUUCGUUCGGAACAGGGCAACUUCUUAAAAACUCCACUGAACUUUUCGCAGCUCUUUCGUCCUGGUCGUCUUCUCAAUGCGCUUCGCCAAGUAACUGCCAGGUAUGAUGAAAAUUAUAUUCUACUGAAGGCAUAGGA
Cylicostephanus goldi is the source of this 815-nucleotide messenger RNA. The record is from the annotation of a GenBank genome assembly. Lineage: Eukaryota; Metazoa; Nematoda; Chromadorea; Rhabditida; Strongylidae.